AUGUCAAAGGAAUUCAAAGUACUUUACUUUGCAUCAGCAAAAGAUGCUACGAAUCUAUCAUCUGAAACAAUUUCAUUUCCAUCAUCAAAUCCUUCUUCUAUAUCACUUCAAGAAUUAACUCAAAUUUUAAAAAGUCGACAUAAAAAACUUGGUAAAAUACUUGAACAUUCUAUGUAUGCUAUUAAUAUGAAAUACGUUGAAAUAGAUGAUACUUCAAUAUUUGUUAAAGAAGGUGAUGAAGUGGCGGUUAUUCCCCCUGUUUCGGGAGGUUAA
Molecule: messenger RNA, 273 nt
Organism: Diversispora eburnea
Lineage: Eukaryota; Fungi; Glomeromycota; Glomeromycetes; Diversisporales; Diversisporaceae
Source: the annotation of a GenBank genome assembly